This is a messenger RNA of Dryobates pubescens (Downy woodpecker), 1473 nucleotides long. It is a transcript of the gene RAD51C, whose product is annotated as RAD51 paralog C. Bases 8 to 1081 code for a protein of 357 amino acids. Gene Ontology annotation, cellular component: replication fork; Rad51B-Rad51C-Rad51D-XRCC2 complex; Rad51C-XRCC3 complex. Gene Ontology annotation, biological process: DNA repair; meiotic DNA recombinase assembly; reciprocal meiotic recombination. The transcript is spliced from 9 exons. The record is from RefSeq and is a predicted model, not a curated record. NCBI's taxonomy places the organism in Eukaryota, Metazoa, Chordata, Aves, Piciformes, Picidae. Gene Ontology annotation, molecular function: crossover junction DNA endonuclease activity; four-way junction DNA binding; ATP-dependent DNA damage sensor activity.
CUGCGGCAUGCAGCGGGACGUGGGCAGCCUGCCGCUGGCUCCCGCGCUGCGGGCCCGCCUUGUCGCCGCUGGCUUCCAGACCGCGCAGGAGUUGCUGGAGACCGGCCCCUGCGGACUGAGCAAAGAAAUUGGUAUCUCCAAAGAAGAGGCACUGGAAGCGUUGCAGGUUGUGAGGCAGGAAUGUCAUGGAGAUGCAGCAAGGACUACUGGGGGAUCAGGCACUACCAGAAAGUGCACAGCACUGGAACUUCUGGAAGAAGAGCAGGCUCAGGGCUUCAUCAUCACCUUUUGUUCAGCACUAGACAAUAUUCUGGGAGGUGGUGUCCAGCUAACGAAAAUCACCGAGAUCUGUGGAGCUCCUGGCGUGGGGAAAACACAGCUAUGUAUGCAGUUGGCAGUAGAUGUACAGAUCCCCGAAUGCUUUGGGGGUGUAGCAGGAGAAGCUGUGUUCAUUGACACUGAAGGAAGUUUCAUGGUAGACAGAGUAGUGGAUAUUGCCACUGCCUGUGUGCAGCACUGCCAGCUCAUUGCUGAAGCUCACCAAGAAGAAGAUCAUCUGAAAGCUAUGGAGACUUUCUCUCUUGAAAGUAUCCUUUCUCACAUAUAUUACUUCCGUUGCCACGACUACAUAGAGCUUCUUGCACAGGUCUACCUCCUCCCAGACUUUCUUUCAGAGCAUUCAAAGGUCCGGCUGGUGGUAAUUGAUGGAAUUGCAUUUCCUUUUCGCCAUGACUUUGAGGACCUCUCCCUUCGAACCAGGCUUCUGAACGGCCUGGCACAGCAGCUGAUCAUCAUUGCCAACGAUCAUAAAUCUGCAGUAGUUCUGACAAACCAAAUGACAACAAGGAUUGGACAAAGCCAGUCCACAUUGGUACCUGCUUUAGGAGAAAGCUGGGGACAUGCUGCUACUGUCCGUUUAAUCUUUCACUGGGACAACAGUCAGAGGUUGGCAACAUUGUACAAAUCCCCGAGUCAGAAGGAGUCUACCAUACCCUAUCACAUCACAGUUAGUAUCUCUUUGGGGAUGGAGGUGCAGAGGUGGGACAACAUUUCUUUACAGCUAAGACACAGACAAACCUGAGAAGGAUGUUUGCUUUCUCAGUGUUGCCUUUCAUUGCCUUCUGAAGCCUCAUGGCUUCCGAGACGUGCAGUCUCCAGCUGUCACCCAGAACACACAAGAUACUGAAAUGAAUCCUCGCAAACGGCCACGGAGAGAAGAGGAAGAGUCAGAGUGGUCCAGAAGUUGAAUGUUAAGAAAUCUGUGCUACAGGAAAAGAGUUGCAUAGUGGACAUGCAAUCAAAGGUAGCCUGAGAGACUCUUUAACUUCAGUUCCUGCUCUGGACAUUAUUUUAACAUUAAGACUGCACUGUGCAAAUUUCUGUCACAGGAAAUUCCUUUGUGUAUGGCAUCGGUUUACUUUUAUAAUAAAAACAAAUCUAUGUUUUCUAGAAUAAAAGGCUUCAGCUUUUUGG